This is a messenger RNA of Lodderomyces parapsilosis, 1317 nucleotides long. It is a transcript of the gene ECM331, whose product is annotated as Ecm331p. The coding region runs from base 1 to 1317 and encodes 438 amino acids. Lineage: Eukaryota; Fungi; Ascomycota; Pichiomycetes; Serinales; Debaryomycetaceae. The record is from RefSeq and is a predicted model, not a curated record. Gene Ontology annotation, cellular component: plasma membrane; fungal-type cell wall. Gene Ontology annotation, biological process: fungal-type cell wall organization. The transcript has a single exon.
AUGAAGUUUAAUUUCGUCACUUUGUUAGCCAUUUUAGCCAGUGGUGUUUUCGCCGCUGAUGAAACCAACACAACCACUACUGCCAGAUCUACUACAACCACCACUGGAUCAAACUCAAAAUCAACUUCAACUUCUUCUACUGAUACUUGCUCUUUUUCAAGAACCACCAUCACAAACGCUACCGCACUUCAACAAUUGACAUCAUGUGAAACUUUGGAUGGAGAAAUUACCAUCUCCGGUAACGAGUUUGCUUCGAUUGAUUUACCUCAGUUGCGAGAAAUUGCUGGUGAUGUUACUGUUAUCAAUUCAAAAUCAAUUGUCGCAAUCAAUUUGAACCAAUUGAGAAGUAUUGAUGGUAAAUUAACCGUUACCAAUAUGACCCAAUUAAACACGAUUGAUUUGUCAAGUUUGAGAAAUUCACAAGAUUUGGAAUUGGUUUCAUUACCCUCGUUUGCCAAUUUGGUGUUGAAUCGUGAAUUGGAAAGAGCUGGCAAGGUGAUUUUGUCCGAUACUGCAUUGACCAAUUUGAACGGAUUAACUUCGUUCAACAAUAUUCAGUAUAUGAAUAUUAACAAUAAUAAAAACAUUACUCAGAUUCAAUUCCCCAAUUUGAGAAGUGUUACUGAUGCAUUGAUUUUGAGCUUCAACAAUGAUGAUGCUGUUGUUGAAUUGAACGAUUUAGAAUGGGCAGCUAACUUAACCGUGCAAUCAGUUGGUCAAUUGUCAGCUAGUGAAUUGAGAGCCGUUAAUGGUACAUUGCAAGUUAGUUACAACUUGUUUGAAUCAUUGAAUCUUUCCACUUUGACCUAUGUUGGAUCAAGUUUACAAGUUUUUGCUCAUGAUGAAUUGACAUCAAUCGAUUUCAAGAGUUUGAGAGAAAUUGGGGGUGAAUUGAGUCUUUUCAACAAUUCAGAAUUGCAUGAUUUACAAAAUGCAUUCCCUAGUUUGGAAGUUGUUGAAGGUGCAGUUGCCAUUAGUGGUGAUAUUGCCAAUUUGUCAAUGAAUAGUUUGGAAAAAGUUAAAGGUGAUUUUCAAUUGAAUUCAACUUCAGAGGAUUUCGAUUGUUCUGAUUUUGAUCAAUUGCAUGAUGAUGGAGAUAUUGAAGGUAACAAUUAUAUCUGUUCUACUGCUGUUGCUGAAAGUGAAUUGCAAUCAGCUGCUACAGGUACAACAACUCGUAGCGGAAGUACUUCCACCAACACUGGAUCAUCAAGUGAAGAGACUGGUUCACCAAAUAAAUCAAAUGGUGCUAACAAGUUGUUUAUCUCUAGCUUGGUUAUGCCACUAGGAUUAAUCCUCGCUGUGGCCCUCUUGUAA